Stylophora pistillata is the source of this 998-nucleotide messenger RNA. RefSeq names its product delta-type opioid receptor-like. The record is from RefSeq and is a predicted model, not a curated record. Lineage: Eukaryota; Metazoa; Cnidaria; Anthozoa; Scleractinia; Pocilloporidae.
AAUAGUGUCAUACGCCUUUUGUGCGAUUUACCUGCUAGAGGCAUUUUUUGCCCUUCUGGGUAAUAUUUCAACCGUCUUUGUUUUCUGGAAACAUCGGCGCGAGUUAAAACGAACCUCUUAUCUUCUGGUGAACUUAGCUUUCGCUGAUCUUUUAAUGGCAAUCAGUAUUUUGCAUGUGGUUGGUAAUGGAAUACGAUAUCUGGCUACACACGAGGUAUCUGAAUUCUUCAAGUUCAAAAUUUGCAAUGCAUUUGAUUCUUUCUGUGCAUUUGUUGCAUUAAUCAGCUUACUAGGGAUGACAUUAGAGCGUCUUUAUGCAAUUCGCUGGCCUUUCCGCCAUCUAAAACUGAAGACCAGAAGUUACAUCAACGGCGUUGCAUCUGUGUGGAUACUGGCAGGAGUAAUGUUCAUUUUUGACUUUCUGUCAGUUUUUUUCCACGCUGACAAGAUUUAUCUUUCCAUGGCUUCUUCCAUAAUUGUGUCAUUGGAAGCUGUCUCAGCCCUAGUGAUCACCUGUGCUUCAUACGUACUCCUUCGCCAACGAACUCGUCAGAAUAUUCCCGGAAUUCGAGCGCAACAAAGCAAGAAAUUAACUAACACGUUGUUAAUUGUAACUGUUGUUUCUGUCUUCUGCUGGCUACCUGUAAUAAUAUAUAGCACUGUACUUAACAUGCUUUCAAUUACUGAUGUAUUCAGUGACUUCUCAUACCUUGCUUUACUCACUGUAAAGGCUUUGCAAUACGCGAACUCCGUGGUAAAUCCUAUACUUUAUGUCUUUCGGUUACCUAUGUUCAAAUUAGAGCUUCACAAACGCUGUUCGAAGUUUUUUCCACCAAAGGAAUUUGACGACAACAUGGUUCCCAAUCAAGAGAGUGUCGGAGAUUCCAUACAACGAACAAUUAAUCAAGGGAAUGUCAGAGUUCCUGCUCAACGAACAAAUAGGGACAUCAUUAUUUCACGUUACUUUGAUACUAAGCUAUGACUUCUUGCUUUCUAGA